AGGUGGAAGGGGAGGGGUGAGACUGAGAAAAUGCCGUCUGUAGUGAGGUCUCCUCACCCAUCAUCCCAGCUGCUGAGGCAGCACUGUACCAGCUCCCAGUCUGGGUGGGUACUGAGCACAGGGAUGAGAAUCAUGAGUAGGGGCUCAGGCCUUGCUCUCAGGAGCUCACAGGCUGAGGGGAUUCAGGAACCACUAGAUGGGCGUGUAAAACUCUUCCUCCUGCUUCCCCAGUCCAGCUUGUUUGGUGAGUCUGCUGGAGGGAAUGAACACUGGGGUGCAGAAGUCGACAGUGUGGGGAGUUGGAGUGACCCGGCUGGAUGUGACCCCCAGGACAGAAUGGUGCUGGACUCAGGGGCUCAGGUGUAUGAACAGGCACCCCCUAGCCCACCAGUCAGUCCCUCAUCCUUGGGCCAUAGGCUGAAGCCCCCAGACCGAGAUGGGACACUGCUGUACCCCUGGCCUCGCUCCCUGGCCUUGCCCCUCUCUCUGUCAGCCCCCUCAGCCCUGCAGCCCCGGCCUGAACUGCAGUCCUUCUCAGAACUGCACUUGGGCCACCGUGGCCACAUGCGUCGCAGUGAGAGCACUUUCACCAUAAAUAGUACUGGUCGGCGCGGGGGCAGCACCCAAGGUCGGGCCCCACCUGGACGGGGACGGGACCCAGGUGGGGGUAUCCUGCGAUCUGCGGCCUCCCUGCCUCACAUUGCUAAGACUCGAAAGGAUACAGGCCGUGGUGCCAGCAGGAGCCCCUGCAUGUUGGUGGCCCUGAGGCCAACCAAUAUGGACCGUGAACGGGACAAGUUCUUCCAGUCCCAUUACACCUACAACCCACAGUUCGAGUACCAGGAGCCUAUGCCCAUGGCUGUGCUGGAGAAGUACUGUGAGGCCUCUGGACAGUUCAUCCAUCAGGCAGUUGGCAUCAUUGAGGCUGUGCUGGAGAAGUUUGGUACCUAUGAACACUUUGAGGCUGCGACUGGAGGCCAGCUGCUGACCAAGUGCCAGAUCUGGUCCAUUGUGCGCAAAUACAUGCAGAAGGAGGGCUGUGUUGGGGAGGUUGUGGUGCAGCUGAGUGAGGACCUGCUGUCCCAGGCAGUGAUGAUGGUGGAGAACAGCCGACCAACACUGGCCAUCAACCUGACUGGAGCCCGUCAAUAUUGGCUGGAGGGCAUGCUGCGGCAUGAGAUAGGCACCCACUACCUGCGGGGAGUGAAUAAUGCGCGGCAGCCCUGGCACAGCACAGAGGGCCGGCUACAGUAUGGGCUGCGGCCAGCGAACCCCACCGAGGAGGGCCUGGCCAGCCUGCACAGCGUGCUGUUCCGCAAGCAGCCCUUUCUGUGGCGUGCUGCGCUUCUGUACUACACCAUUCAUCGCGCUGCACGCAUGUCCUUCCGCCAGCUCUUCCAGGACCUGGCGUGCUAUGUGCAGGAUGCUGAUGUGCGCUGGGAGUACUGCGUGCGUGCCAAGCGUGGCCAGACAGACACCUCGCUGCCCGGCUGCUUCAGCAAGGAUCAGGUGUACCUGGAUGGCAUCGUGCACAUUCUGCGGCACCGUCGGACCAUCGAUUUCCCACUGCUGACCUCCCUGGGCAAGGUAUCCUAUGAGGAUGUGGACCACCUGCGGCCCCAUGGGGUCCUGGACAAUACCCGGGUACCCCACUUCAUGCAGGACUUGGCGCGCUACCAGCAGCAGCUGGAACACAUCAUGGCCACCAAUCGGCUGGAUGAGGCAGAGCUAGGCCGCCUGCUGCCUGACUGAUGCUGGUUGAGGGCUAAAGACAAAGAUUCUGGAUAGAAGGUUAUAGAUAAGCUCCAGAACAUGAAGCUGGCUGCUCUGUUUCCACAGCCUGGGUGUUUCUUGUUGAACUGGGGGCACAGGAGCCUUCCAGGAGGGAGGAAUGGCAACAUCAGGGGAGUUGUGUCCCUUGGUAGCCUCCCUGGGGCCUUAGAAGCAGCAGCACUAUGAAUGUCAGGCAAACUUGAGUCUGCCCUUCUGCCUCCAGUUCUCAAUGUUGAGCAGAGGGGAAGCUUGGGGGCAGGAAGGAAGCUGAGCAUGGGUGGGGAUGGGGGUUGGUUUGGGAGUAGAAACUUGUUUUUGUAUGAGAUGACUUUGGGUGUCUGCAUAAUUCAGGCUCCCUUCCCCCACGUGGCCCCUUGGUGCUCCUUCAGCUUUCGUGCUGUCUACCUCUCACUGGGUCUUGGUGGGGGGCACCCUUCUCCUGGGGUGAUUGCCUGAGCCUGAGGUCCUGGCUUUCAUAGAGAUUCAAGGGGUAGUGGAGACCCAGUUGGGCUGGGGUGUGCUUUCCAGCAUUUUGCCUCUCCCACUGGUCACAUAUUUAUUCCCUAUUUAUAUGCUCUACUUUUGGGGCUGGGAGGCAGCAGCUCCUGAAGGUUCCAUGGAGGGACCAGGGCUCCUCUGGAAGGCACUGACUGUUCCUAGCCCCACUGUCAUCACACCUAGGCACACGCACGCAGUCUUAGGCUGUGUGAGUGGAGCCCAAGGGCUCACCUGGCCCUGCUCCCACCCCUCCACUGGCCUGUGCUGUUCCUGUCUUUGCUCACACCCUCACAGCUGGUCUCUGGCAGAGGCUGACAUAGCCUGGUAGCAGCCCUAUCAAGCCUGAGGGGGACACCCUAGCUGGUGUCCCAAGUCCUGAGCACCUCCUGGACCAGGAGAGUUGUUGCUUCCAGUUUCACCUCAGACUCAGCUGUGUGACAUGGACCCAGGCCCACUCCCACUCUUGGCCUUAGUUUUCCCAUAUGUGAAACCAAGAAAUGGAGCUGGGAAGCCCCUAUUCAUUUAGUCAGUGAACAUGUAUAGAGCACCUUCUCUGUGCCAGUUACUGGUCAGAACCCUCAUUGAGCUCCCAGUCCAGAGAGAAGCCAAUUAAAACAAUUACGAUGAAGUGUG
Molecule: messenger RNA, 2904 nt
Organism: Manis javanica (Malayan pangolin)
Lineage: Eukaryota; Metazoa; Chordata; Mammalia; Pholidota; Manidae
Source: RefSeq, a predicted model, not a curated record